CUCUUGGCUUUGACGCCACAUCAGACCUUCCUAGCAUCAAAAAGACAAGCAUGCCAAGUACUUGACGGCAGGAGGCACGAGGACGACCAUCUCGCUCUUUCCCUUUCCGACAAGAGAGCAUGGCCGACCGGGAACAACAUCAGCAACUUGCUGGUGCUGCUGCUGGUGGUGCCGACGCUGACGCCGACGCUGACGCUGGCAAAGGCCAACACACGAUGUUGAGAUCCGAUCGCGACCUCGAGGCUGCCACGACAGAAUCGCAGCCACAGACCGACCUGGAGAAAAACAUCGACAAUUCAACAGGCGACGUCGACUCUGGUGCGUCUACAGAUUCCAAAGUGGACCGCGAUCCGAAUGUCGUCGCCUGGGAUGGACCCGAUGACCCGGAGAAUCCUCUCAACUGGCCAGAGAGCCGUAAAUGGCUCGGACUUGGCCUCAUCUCAGCCAUGACUCUUGUGACGCCACUGGGCUCCUCGAUGUUCGCGCCAGGCAUUCCCGGCAUCAUGGUCGAGUUUGGUGAGAGUUCUGCGACAGUCGCCACCUUUGUGGUCUCGGUGUACGUUCUCGGCUUCGCAUUUGGUCCUCUUGUCGUCGCCCCUCUGAGUGAGACAUACGGCCGGGCACCUCUCUACCGCUGGGGCAACGUUCUUUUCGUGGUCUUCUCCGUGGCCACCGCCCUUUCGCGGAACAUGGACAUGAUGAUGGCCUUCCGCUUCCUCAUGGGCCUCGCCGGCUCCGUCCCCCUCACCAUCGGAAGCGGCAGCAUCGCCGAUAUGAUGCCGAUCGAGAAGAGAGGACGGGCCAUGGCGGUAUGGGCUCUUGGCCCCCUCAUCGGCCCUUGCGUCGGUCCCGUUGCGGGUGGUUAUCUCAUCCAGGCUGCCGGUUGGGAAUGGGUGUACUGGCUGGUUGCUAUUCUUGCCGGCAUCUUCAUCCCCCCCUCCUUCUUCCUCAUGCGGGAGACCUACCAUCCCGUCCUCCUUCAGAGGAAAACCAACCGCCUCCGCAACGAAACCGGCAACACCGAGCUCCGCAGCGCACUCGCUUCCAAGGAGACACCGGCGGAAAGGUGGAAGAACGCCAUCCUCCGGCCGCUCAAGCUUCUCGUCUUCACCCCCGUCAUCACGCUCAUGGCGCUCUACGUCGCCAUCGUGUACGGCAUCAUGUACCUUCUCCUCACCACCUUCUCGUUCGUCUACGCACAACAGUACGGCUUCGACGAGGGCACAGUCGGCCUCACCUUCCUCCCGGCCGGCAUCGGCAUGAUGAUCGGCGUGGUGCUCUUCGGGGGGUUCACCGACUUCCUCGUCAAGCGCAAGCAGGCGCAGGGCGCCGAGCUCAAGCCCGAGGUGAGGCUGACGCCGGCGCUCGCCAUGCCCUGCGCCGUGGCGCUGCCCUUGGGACUCUUUUUGUACGGCUGGACCACGCACUACGCCGUGCACUGGGUCGUGCCCAUGGUGGGCGUGGUGAUUUUCAGCUGCGGCCUCAUGGGCGUCAUGAUGUGCGUCCAGAACUACCUCCUCGACGCGUUCCCGCAGUACGCCGCCUCGGUCACGGCCGCCCUGGCUGUCCUCCGGUCCCUCGCUGGUGCGCUGCUGCCCCUUGGCGGUUUGGAGAUGUACAACGACCUCGGCCUCGGGUGGGGGAACAGUCUCCUGGGCUUCAUCUCCGCUGCUAUGAUUCCUCUUCCCCUCUUGUUCUUCGUGUUCGGCGAGCGCAUUCGGGGACGCACGAAGCUCAGGGUAUAAUCACUGGGGGGGGG
Sodiomyces alkalinus F11 is the source of this 1759-nucleotide messenger RNA. Its product is annotated as polyamine transporter 3. The record is from RefSeq and is a predicted model, not a curated record. Gene Ontology annotation, biological process: transmembrane transport. Gene Ontology annotation, molecular function: transmembrane transporter activity. The transcript is spliced from 4 exons. NCBI's taxonomy places the organism in Eukaryota, Fungi, Ascomycota, Sordariomycetes, Glomerellales, Plectosphaerellaceae. Bases 120 to 1745 code for a protein of 541 amino acids.